This is a messenger RNA of Abrus precatorius (Indian licorice), 2824 nucleotides long. RefSeq names its product kanadaptin. The transcript has 11 exons. Lineage: Eukaryota; Viridiplantae; Streptophyta; Magnoliopsida; Fabales; Fabaceae. The record is from RefSeq and is a predicted model, not a curated record. The coding region runs from base 111 to 2264 and encodes 717 amino acids. Gene Ontology annotation, molecular function: protein binding; mRNA binding.
UCAGCACCGUUUUGCUGGGUAUUGUUUAGGUUCUGAACUUCUCUUGCAUAGUUGCAUUCUCCAUACACUGUCUCCUCUUCUUCAGCAUCUCAACCCUCUCUGAAAUCGCAAUGACGAAAUCGAUGGGUCCCCCGCCCCCCAAAAACCCUAAUCUCCCAGAGACAGCACCGUCAAUGCCUCCGCCACGUGAUUCCGAAGAAGCCCAACCUCCACCCCCUCGCGACUCCCCUAAAACCUCUCCCUCUCAGGGCGUUGCAGCUCCCUAUAAGAUUCCUCCAUGGAGCUCCGCACCUUCUCAUCAAUUCUACCUUGAGGUUCUCAAAGACGGUUCCAUCAUCGACAAAUUCGACGUAUGUGAGAAAGGUGCUUACAUGUUUGGCCGUUUGGAUCUCUGCGACUUUGUACUCGAACACCCCACUAUUUCUAGGUUUCAUGCUGUUAUACAGUUUAAGAGAAGUGGAGAUGCAUAUCUUUAUGAUCUUGGGAGUACACAUGGCACCUUUUUGAACAAAAAUCAGGUGGAGAAAAACACUUAUGUUGACUUGCAUGUUGGUGAUGUCAUUCGAUUUGGCCGGUCAUCUCGCAUGUUCAUUUUUCAAGGACCGUCUGAGUUGAUGCCUCCAGAAACUAACAAAAAACUUUUGAGAGAAGUGAAGAUGCAAGAAGCAAUGCUAGAUAGGGAAGCUUCACUACGACGAGCAAGGUUGGAAGCAUCUCAUGCUGAGGGUAUAUCAUGGGGCAUGGGUGAGGAUGCUAUUGAAGAAGAUGAGGAUGAUGCUGAUGAAGUGACAUGGCAGUCAUAUAAAGGACCGCUUACAGAAAAACAGGAAAAAACCCGUGAGAAAAUAAUAAAAAGAAUGGAAAAAAUUGCUAACAUGAAGAAAGAAAUAAAUUCUAUACGAGUUAAAGACAUUUCUCAGGGUGGAUUAACACAAGGUCAACAAACUCAGAUUGCUAGGAAUGAGCAGAGAAUAACACAGAUAUUAGAAGAACUUGAAAACUUGGAGGAGACACUGAAUGAUAGUAUUCGAGAAAGUAUUGGUGCACGUACAGGAAAGAUAUCUCAUGGGAAGAAGAAAGGUGAAGUAGAAGAUGAAGAAGAAUAUUAUAGUGACGAUGAUGAUGAAUUUUAUGACCGUACAAAGAGAAAGCCUUCUCAUCAGAAACCUGGUGACAACCAGUCAAUUGAGACUGCAGAUACUCUUCUUGAUAAGAGAGAUGCCAUUAUCAAGGAAAUGGAUGAGAAGAAAGAGUUGCUUGUUAUUGAAAAGAACAAAAUGUUGUCAGGAUCAGAGAGUGCCACACAAGAUGAAGUUGGUGAUUCACUUGAUGCAUAUAUGUCAGGGCUUUCAUCUCAACUAGUGUAUGAUAAAAGUGUGCAGCUUGAAAAGGAUUUGUCAACUCUUCAGUCUGAGCUGGAUAGGAUAUGCUACCUGUUGAAGAUUGCUGACCCAACAGGAGAAGCUGCCAAGAAAAGGGAGUUGAAGGUACUAGAACCCAAACCAAAAAAAUCUGAAGCAGUUACCACUCCCAUCAAGAAGAAAGCACCUGCAGAAGCACAGAAAAGCAGCGAGACUUGUGCAAAGGCAGAUUACAAGAUCCCACCUGUGGAAACCCAGAAAAUCGGUGAGACUUGUGUGAAGGCAGAAGGCUCUACAGGAGAAAAAGCUGCAACUGCAACUUUGGGUUUGGACAAGUCGGAACCAGGCAGUGACAAGUUGGAGGAUGAGAAUGUUGUAUUUACUGUCCCAAAGCCCCAAUGGCUUGGAGCUGUAGAGGAUAGGGUUACCGAGGAUAAUACCCUACAGUUGAUGCCCCCUCUGCAUUUGCAUGAGACAGACGAGUCCAAUCAGUUUGUUGACUACAAGGACAGGAACAAAUUUUUGGGCAGUGGUGGUGAUGCCAAGACUUCGGUGGAAUCUAAAAUUGAGUCUGCUGCUCCUGGUCUAAUUAUAAGGAAACGGAAGCAGGUUGAGACAACUGGAACAAAUAGUAAUGAUGCCUCUCAACAAGUAGCAUCUUCCACUUCAGGGGAACAAAUGGCUGAGGAUGCUGUGGCUCUGUUAUUAAAGCACCAAAGGGGACUGUUUGCUAAUGAUGAUGAGGAAAGAUAUGAAGGCCAAGAGAGGAAGGGGCCUAAAAGAGUGCUUGGGCCUGAGAAACCGUCUUUUUUGAACAAUGAGAUGGAUUAUGAUUCAUGGGUUCCGCCUGAAGGACAAUCAGGUGAUGGACGCACUUCCUUGAAUGAUAGAUAUGGUUACUGAGAUUGGAUGAUGUAUAGCAUUCUACAUUACAAGAAAGAAGUUUAGGCUGUAUAUUCACUUAAUAUAUGUUGGCGAGGGAUCAGGCAGACCCUGCUCAGCAUUAACGAACUUCAAUGCAGAGUUGGUUGUAUGACGCAGUGAUUUCCAUCGUUUAAGUAGAAGGGAAGGGACUACUGUAAGUAGUAACGGAAAUGGAAGGGUGAAAGCACACUACAGUAAUGGCAGAUUGAGAUGCACUUUAGCUGAUACCUGAUCAAAUGCUUGCCGCAUGUACAUGAUCCGAGUAGGAGGGACUUAGGUUUAUGCGAGAAGUUUGGAAUGAAGUAGCCACGCCAUUCCUAUUCCGAUAACUAGCAAAGCAAUUUAGAUCCAAAAAAAUUCUGCAUGCCACUGCCCUUUGGAAAGUUAAGGACUACCAUCAUGCCAUUAUAAAUUUAUUCUUUAAAGUAUGUUGCUGCUUUUGAGAGGAGGGCUUUCUUAUCAUGUAAGAACUAAGAAUUACUUGUGAUAUUGCUUAUCGAUAAAGAAAUGACCAUAAUUGAAGGCGGCCUACAGUAAUU